This is a messenger RNA of Orbicella faveolata, 1494 nucleotides long. RefSeq lists its product as uncharacterized. The record is from RefSeq and is a predicted model, not a curated record. Lineage: Eukaryota; Metazoa; Cnidaria; Anthozoa; Scleractinia; Merulinidae.
UGAUGACGUUGCUGUGCUUUAGACCUCAAAGGGAAUAUUUUUCGACGUGCGAUAAAUCUUCCAAGUUUCAUUGUUAUAGCUCUAAUGCACUAAAAGUUACGUGGGGAGGGCUUCAAAAGCAACUGUCCCCUUCGGUCCCAGCAGACUUAAAAAAGUCGGGUCUCACUUAAAACUACGCAAAGAAAGGCUAAUCCGACUACGCUUUUUCUCAAACAGGUCGAACGAUCCUGUGGUACUCAAAGCCAAGGUGGAUUUUAAAGGAAUCAAGCGCAGUGUGUCUUUCGAAAAAGGCGAUUUGGUGUUGAAACUACGAUACCUUAUCAUGGUAGCUUUUAGCGAUGUAGGUUUGAAUAAAGUGCCUCUAGCGAGUGUCGAGUUACUAAAGUACCAUCAUGGUGUUCAGGAUUAUGUCAGUCUCCCUCUUGAUAAGAAGCUUGAGGAUAAUAUACAGGUUAAAAUGAGGUUUUCCUACAAACAAAACGGCCAGAGCAACAGUUCUAACGGGCCAGAACUGUACCAUCCAGUGAUUAGAAACACUCCCUAUCGACUAUGGAAUCCAGCAAGCACGUCCUUGCUUCAGCGAGACUCUAACAAUGUCAUCCGUUGUAAUGGUAGUUUCAAGGACAUGGAUUACAAUACCGUUGCCAAAACAACAAAAAAAGGCUCAACCACAACAGGAUUUGGCCUUCUCUUUAGAGAUACAGAGACGUCAAAGACUUACAUUUUGAAUGCCACGAAUGGAGGCAAGAGCCUAUUAGCCGUGGAACACAAGGGAACAAUAGAGAAGUCAAUGAAAUUCAAGCCGUCCUAUUACUGGAGCUUUACUGUUUUUAAAAACAGUCAGUACAAAACUUUGUACCUGGGCUGCGGUAGCGACGGAGAACUCUUAUUGCCAAUGAACAGCAAAAAAUAUCCGGAUCCCAGAACUUUAUUCAUUACCAACAAAUAUGUCCCAGUCGGCCCGUCGAUUUAGCUAUGUCAGAGUUCAGAGACAGCAAAGAGAUGUUCAAUGAUUUGCCCAAAGACACCAAAUUAAUACAUAAGGGAUUGCUUUUAUUUUCGAUUGAACUCCUGUUGUAACGGUCUUGUUUUCGUGCAUGACAAACUGAUGGAAAAAAUCUUGUGUCUGUAAUAACAAAUUAAAUGUAGCGGUAGUAAUUUAAGUUACCCAUUUUUAACACACAACUAAGUAAGUUCAGACGGGCAAGCUAAAAUCAACCAAUCCGAUUGCUCAAUUGCUUGUCUAACAUUUUUAAUUAUUGAACCGUUUCUCGUAAUGCUAAAUGAAAACAUUGGCAGCCAUAUCAACAGAGUUAUCCACAGAUUGUUGCGAUUACUCUUCUGUUACAAUGGCUUUGCAAUCACACCAAUAUCAUUAACUACAUUUCUGAUUAGGCUUUGAGUGACGUCAGACCGACAGCCCAAUUUUAACAAAUGGUAAACGCCAUAGCGUGUACUAUUGAGUUAUGGAUGCACGUGGGAGGUUGCUAAGCA